This is a messenger RNA of Coccinella septempunctata (seven-spotted ladybird), 1297 nucleotides long. RefSeq names its product COP9 signalosome complex subunit 6 (gene CSN6). Gene Ontology annotation, biological process: protein deneddylation. The transcript is spliced from 5 exons. Gene Ontology annotation, cellular component: COP9 signalosome. Lineage: Eukaryota; Metazoa; Arthropoda; Insecta; Coleoptera; Coccinellidae. Gene Ontology annotation, molecular function: protein binding; metallopeptidase activity. The record is from RefSeq and is a predicted model, not a curated record. Bases 3 to 1109 code for a protein of 368 amino acids.
UGAUGCUCUGUGAGUUUCACCAUAGAGCUAAAUUGUUUGGUUUUCAAUCAAAUAGAAAAAAAAAAUCCAGCUCUAGCCCCAAUUCCGUACCAGUAAAACAAUUGAAAAUGAGUGAAUCGAAGGAGUCAAUGGAAAUGGAGGUUGAUCCUGUCGGAGAAUCCUCAAGGAGUCAUCAAAGUAUGGAAACAUCAAUUACCGAAGAAAAAAAUGUUAUGGCAUCGGGGACUGUGAGUUCGGUAACUUGUUCCCUUCACCCCCUUGUAAUAAUGAAUGUAUCGGAGCACUGGACUAGAGAAAGGGCUCAAGAAGGUUCAGUUCAACAAGUUAUUGGUGCCCUUAUAGGCAAGCAAAAGGGUAGAAAUAUUGAAAUAAUGAACUCUUUCGAGCUAGUUUUCAACAGAAUUGGAGAAGACAUAGUUAUCGAUAAAGAUUACUAUAAUGUCAAAGAAGAACAAUUCAAGCAAGUAUUCAGUGAUAUGGAUUUUAUAGGUUGGUAUACUACAGGAGAAGCUCCAACAAUAACAGAUAUAAAAAUUCAUAAACAAAUAUGCGAAAUAAAUGAAUCUCCUAUAAUGUUGAAAUUGAAUCCUUGGGAUAAAAAUAUUGAUCACUUACCUGUGAGUCUUUUUGAAUCAGUUAUUGAUCUUGUGAGUGGAGAAACAACUAUGCUCUUUGUACCCUUAACUUACACAUUGGCAACUGAAGAAGCUGAACGAAUUGGUGUAGAUCAUGUAGCUCGAAUGUCUGCCUCAGAAGCUGGUGAAAGUUCCUUAGUUGCAGAGCACCUAUCUGCUCAACAUAGUGCCAUAAAAAUGUUGUAUUCUAGAGUAAAGAUUAUUCUGGAAUAUAUGAAAGCUGUUGAGAGUGGACAAUUACCAAAAAAUCAUGAGAUACUUAGGGAAGCUUAUUCUUUAUGUCAUCGUUUACCUGUAAUGCAGAGUUCUAGAUUCCGACAAGAUUUCUACAAUCAAUGCAAUGAUGUUGGUUUGAUGACCUACCUCGGUACUCUCACUAAGGGCUGCAAUGAUCUGAAUCAAUUUGUUAAUAAAUUUAACAUCUUGUACGAUAGGCAAGGUUUGGGAAGGAGGAUGCGUGGUAUUUUCUUUUAGAUCAAUCAAAACAAGUAAUUUAUUAAAAUUUGUAAUAAACAAUCCUUUAGUUACAGUGUGAUGUCUUUUAUUGUAAUUAAUAAUAUAACAGCUGGUAAAAAAUAUUUAUAAAAACUACCAUAGUAUAUAAAUCUGAAUUUGGUGGAAGACACUUUGUGUUUUUAAUAAAUUUUAUUUUAAAUCGUUUA